AUGCCUUUUGGGAAGACUCCACGUGUAUGUAGAUUCAGAUUCCUCACUGCCGUGCUGUUCACUUUGCAGGCGGGAAGGACUGCAGGUGUUUCAGGCUGUGAAGGUCAAAAUUGUGAAGAUGCCUCAGAGUCGGUGGCUCGGAAAGCUGUGGAGAAGAGCCAUGGAUUCGCCUUCAAGCAUUUCAAUCAAUUCACCAAACAGGCAGCAGACCGGAAGGCGCGGCGUGGGGAAGCGAUGAUCCCUUUCGUUGGACUCACCGAUAGUAGCAAAUUGAACAGGAAUUGUUGUCAGAAUGGAGGUACGUGUGUACUGGGGAGUUUCUGCGUUUGCCCAAAACACUUCCUGGGGAGAAACUGUGAAUACGAUGAACGUAUUAGGAAUUGUGGCAGUAUUCCUGAAGGAGCAUGGAUACCCAAAAAUUGUACUUGGUGUCGAUGUAGCUUUGGAAUCUUGCACUGCAUUCAAGGAUCACAAGAUAACUGUGAUAUUAGAAGAGACUUAAAGGAAGAUCACAAAUAUUACCAAUUACUCUCAGAUGGCUCUCAGCUGCUACCAUUGGGAUAUCUGCUGCUGCCAGUGAUAUUCUUCAACAUGGUGUUAUUUGGACUGUUACCUAACAAUGUAUAUUCAUAAACUGGAAACAUGAAUGUGUUUGGUACUGUCUUGGGAAAUACAGGGAUAUUAUUCUUGCCAAUGACUGAGUUAAUGUGCGGAAUCUAUUGUGGUUUAUCUUCCAGUGGAAUGCUACCAUUAUUUUCCAAUACACUACAAUUCUUUUAUUAUUAAAUAAGAAUAUAUGAGAGGGUAAUGGGUCUGCCUGUGGUAGGUUUUUUUUAGUGCACCUUUUUUGUGAGGCGUAUAAGUGCGAUCAUAGUAGGUGGGUUGAUUGGUGUGAAAUGGUUAUCAUGUUUUUAUUUUAUUGCAUCAGUUAGAAGGCUGGGCAAUAAGGGAGUGUUGCAAUGAUAUAUUCAUGCAGUAUUGCACAUAAGGAAUUGUUCAGAGUAGCCAUGGUCAACAAAAUGGUGCUAUGGUAUCAUUUCU
This is a messenger RNA of Hemiscyllium ocellatum (epaulette shark), 1041 nucleotides long. It is a transcript of the gene tdgf1, whose product is annotated as teratocarcinoma-derived growth factor 1. The record is from RefSeq and is a predicted model, not a curated record. NCBI's taxonomy places the organism in Eukaryota, Metazoa, Chordata, Chondrichthyes, Orectolobiformes, Hemiscylliidae. The transcript is spliced from 6 exons. Bases 1 to 633 code for a protein of 210 amino acids.